Messenger RNA from Paramecium octaurelia, 2799 nucleotides. The record is from the annotation of a GenBank genome assembly. Lineage: Eukaryota; Ciliophora; Oligohymenophorea; Peniculida; Parameciidae.
AUGUCUAAAAGCAAUCAAGUUGAAAUAUUUUAUAACGAAUAAGUUUCCCCCUAAGAGUCCAAAAAGAUGAAAUGGUUCGUGUUAUUUGCUUAUAGUUUCUUAGCGUAAACUUUUGAAUUUCCUUAUAGAUUUGCAAAUGUGCUUGGUUUUGUAAGUUAUUCGCCAGUUUGGUUAAAUGCAGCAGUCUACUAUGAUGUCGAUGCUAACGAUUUGUAUUGGAUAGGAAAUAUAUAUUAUAUAACAUUUUUUGUAUUUGGACCUCCCUUUAUUCCACUAUUAGAGAAAAGACUUGAUUUAUGUUUAUAAGUAUCCUCGAUAUUGACAGCAGCAGGAGCUUGGAUAAUAUGGGUAGGGAAACAAAGCUUUUUCAUGUGUUUGGUUGGAUAUUUCUUUAUUGGAGUAAGUGAAGCUUUAUUUUUGGCAGUACCUGUUUGUAAUUAUUUAACUUUAGUUUAAUGUAGAUUUAUCGGAAGUUUGGUUCACUGCUUAUGAUCGCACUUUGGCCACUUGUCUUGGAAGCUAUGCUACUCUAGCCGGAAUCAUGGCUUCCUAUACAUAUUCGUCAUUUUAGUUUUGGGAUCUAAUUGAUUAAGAAGUUAUUAAUGUCAAAAUUGAAGAAAUGAACUUUAUUAUUGCAAUUUUAAAUACUAUUUGUGUCCCAUUUUGUUUUCUUUUCAUAAGAAAGAUAAGUCAAAGAACCAGAAGUGGAGAGGUAAAAAAUUAAUUUAAUAAAUUAUAGGAAAAUGUAAAAUUUUUCUAAUAGUUCUUUGACAUUUUUAGAAUCGAAGAAUUCUCAUUGGAUCUUUUGGCUUUUGCCAUGUUUAUAGGGAUUUCUUGGGUUUACAUUUCUGUUAUCUCACUCCAAUUAUAUCCUUUUGGUUAUACCUAAUUGGAGAUAGGAAUUACUGGCAUAUUUUUUACAGGGUCUGGGAUAAUUGCUGGAAUAUGGAUCUCAUUUAAGUUAGAUUAGCAAGCAAGAUAAGGGAAAUAACCCGAUUACGAUACCAUCAUAAGAUACACCACUUUGCUAGGUUUCUUGGCUUUACUUCUAUAAGCUUUUCUUAUCUCCUAUUUACCCUUUUGGCUUUUGAUUAUAUUGAACAUCUUUAGUGGAAUAGGGUUGAACGUUAUUUAUCCAAUAGCCAUUGAGGCAUUCGUCGAGAAGCUAUAUCCAUUAAAGUCUUUGAUUGUAAGCACUUGGAUCUUGGGAAUAGCAAAUGUACUAUUCACUAAUAGGCUUAGGUCUUGGGCUUUGCUUUAAAUUACAUAUUAGUUUUGCCAACAAUCUUGCAAUAUGGAAUCUGGUUAUCUUUACUAAUUCUUACUCCAUUUUAACUAUACUUUAUAUUGUUUUAUAAAUCUAAGUUUAGACGAUUCGAAUUAUCAAAUUGAAUUUAAUAUAUAAAUUAUAAACUAUUAGAUAUAUGAUUUAUAAACAUCAAUUAAAUAAUCUUCAGAUGAGAUCCGUCUUCAAAGUAUUACGUUACUACUAUCAUAGAAUUUCUAUCGGUUUUCGUAUUAUGCCAAUAUGGAUUUGAGUUCUCCUCAUGCAUCCUUCUAGGUAUUUCUAAUUAUAACUUCAAAAUCAGGCUAGAGAUUUAAAAAUACUUCACACUCAGCACUAUAUUACAAAGCCUCCUUGUGAUCCAAAGAUUAUGACCUUUGGUGCCUUCCACACCGAUCAUCUAUUAGAAAUUGAUUGGUCUGAUAAAAUGGGGUAAAGUAAACACUGAUAAUUAGUUGGUCGAGACCUAUGAUAGUUCCAUUCAAAAACUUAGAACUUCAUCCAUUCUCAUCUUGUUUGCACUAUGCAAUCGAAUGUUUUGAAGGCUCUAAAGUAAUUAUUAUAUAUAACAAUACUUUAAAGGCUUACAAGGGCCCAAACAAUACCAUAAGAGUGUUUCGAUUAGAUUGCAAUAUGCUAAGAAUGAAGCAUUCAGCAAAGAGAUUAUCCCUACCAGAUUUUGAUGGUCAUGAAUUACAAAAAUGCAUAGAAGCACUGAUUAAAGUAGAUUAAGAUUGGAUUCCAGAUCAUCCUGGGUUUAGCUGUUAUAUUCGACCCACUCUGAUAGCUACAGAAGAGGCUUUGGGAGUGAGAGCUUCGAGUAGAGCUAAAUUAUUUGUUGUGCUUUGUCCAGUUGGACCCUAUUUCCCAUCUGGAUUAAAGCCUGUUCGCGUCUUCUGUAAUACAAUUACUGUAUGACAUACUAUUUUAUGAAAGAUACGGUCUUACCCGGGAGGAGUUGGAGAAUAUAAAGUUGCUGGAAAUUACGCUCCUACUGUGUUACCAUUAAAGGAGGUUUAAAAGAUUGGAUUCCAUUAAAAUUUAUGGCUACUUCCAGAUGGUUUGGUUUAGGAGAUGGGUGUGUGUAAUUUGUUUUUUUAUUGGAAAAAUAAAUAAGGCGAAAAUGAAUUGAUCACACCCAUGUUAGAUGGGACCAUACUUCCAGGAGUUGUUAGAGACUCCAUCCUCGUAUUUAUAAUUACACUAAUUUUAGAAUUUGGCAAAAUAAUUUAAUAAGUUUAAAGUUACCGAAAGGAAAGUCUACAUUUAAGAAGUUGUGGAAGCUAUAGCAGAAGGCAGAGUAAAUCAUAAUAUUAUUUUAGAUGAUUGAAAUGUUUGGAUGUGGAACAGGAGUUAUGGUUUAACCAAUUGAGGCCAUCGGUUUCAAUGAUAAAAUCUAUGAAGUUAAGUAUAAUCCGAAUCUGAAUUCUGGGGAACUAACUCAUCAAUUAUAUUAGCAAUUAAAUGAAAUAUAAACUGGUGGAAAACCCCAUGAAUGGAUUAGCAUAAUUUGA